Messenger RNA from Aureobasidium vineae, 927 nucleotides. Lineage: Eukaryota; Fungi; Ascomycota; Dothideomycetes; Dothideales; Saccotheciaceae. The record is from the annotation of a GenBank genome assembly.
AUGCCCGACUCAGACGACGCCCUCCUAGCCCGACUAAACGCCCUGCGAAAGUCUCCCGUCACACUAUCCAAGACAACCUCUCUCGACUUCCCAUCAACACCACAACGAACCACAGACUCAGACCUAUCGGCGCGAUUCCGCAGCCUGACGCCCAAUAGCACCAUCGCAUCCCCACUUCAAAAACCAGAAGACACAGAGCACAACGAGGAAGAUGACAGGACCAUUGAAGAGUUGUUGCAAGAUCUAGGGCCGGAAGAACAAUGGUCUGUUCAGCGUGACGAGGGCGAGCGGAUUCGCGACUUGAUGGCUGAAGCCAAGAGUGCUCUACCCGUAGAAGACACAGAGAAAGAGCAGGGCAAAGACGUGGAUAUUGAAGUCGGAGUCAUUGAACCAGAACACGAUGACGAAGACGACGAGGACAAAGAGCGCGAUGAAGACAAGAGAGAUGACGAGGAAGCCGGUGAUUACGUGCAGCGCGUACUCGCCGAGCUCGCGCUGGAGAACAAGUAUGGCGGUCCUGAAGACGAGGAAGACGCAGAUGGUGGCAAGAUGGAAGAUGAUGAUGAUGGACUAUCUCUACCUUCAGCGCCUACCGAGCUACCGUUAUCACCUGCCCCUGACCAGGACGCCAAUAUUGAUGAUGCGCUCUCGGCUCGUUUUGCUUCUCUGUCGCUACCUGGAGUGCCUUCUUUCAAUCCGGCGAAGAAGCCUGUCAAUAUUCAAAAGAGCGUCAAGUCCAACCUGCCCAGAUACACGGAUGAAGAUAUGGAAAGCUGGUGCUGCAUCUGUAACGAAGACGCCACUGUAAAAUGCGUGGGUUGCGAUGGUGAUCUAUACUGCCAGGAAUGCUGGAGAGAUGGGCACGGAACCGGAUCUGGUCAAGAGAGAGGUCACAGAGCACUUGCUUACGCCAAAGACGCGUCUUGA